This is a messenger RNA of Mus caroli (Ryukyu mouse), 3614 nucleotides long. It is a transcript of the gene Frrs1, whose product is annotated as ferric chelate reductase 1. Gene Ontology annotation, cellular component: membrane. Gene Ontology annotation, biological process: intracellular iron ion homeostasis. Gene Ontology annotation, molecular function: oxidoreductase activity, acting on metal ions. The record is from RefSeq and is a predicted model, not a curated record. Lineage: Eukaryota; Metazoa; Chordata; Mammalia; Rodentia; Muridae.
CCCAGUAAGCUGGCUCCGCCUAGUUGCAGCUCCGCCGUACCCGCCGGAGCCAAGCCGGAAGUUGCUCAGGCUGCCUCUGCUGCUCAAGAUCUCAUGGAUCACGUAGUCUAGGCUGGCCUCAGAUUUGCUGUGUGGCUGAGGAUGACCCUGGGCCUCUGACCUUCCCACCUUCACCUGGUGACGUGUCCUCACUUGGGAAUGGCGGCUCCCCAGCUCACCCUCAGUAUCCUUGUGAUGGCCUUGCUCACUAGUUCUGUGACUGCUUAUCCCAAUGGCAAAGUACCAAUGUCCUGUGGUGGGAUGAUCCCCCAACAUAACCACAGCCCAAAGUCUGAGCCUAUUCACCAAAUCACAGUGAGUCAGACGACCUUCAGACCUGGAGACCAGAUCAAAGUUACGUUAUCAGGACCACCAUUUAGAGGCUUUCUUUUGGAAGCUCGUGAUGCUGAGAAUUUGAGCGGCCCUCCUAUUGGCUCCUUCACUCUGAUUGACAGCGAAGAGUCACAACUUCUGACCUGUACCGAUGUACAGGGAUUAGCUGUGAGUCAUACAAGGUCAUCUACAAAAACAGAAAUUAAAGUCUACUGGGAUGCUCCAAACCCUGCCCCAGAUCACAUACGAUUUCUAGCUACAGUUGUUAAGCAAUUUAAAAUCUACUGGGUGAAGAUUCCGAGUCCCGUAAUUUCCCAACCAAAUGCUCCUCCCUUUACGACACCGAAAGCUACAACCCAACCUUUGACAACGCCACCUUCUGUCUCACACUUAACCAAACCAUUCAGUGCCUCCGAGUGUGGGAACAAGAAGUUCUGUGUCAGGAGUCCUUUGAACUGUGAUCCAGAGAAGGAGCCUGCAUGCGUCUUCCUGUCCUUCACCAGAGACAACCAGUCAGUGAUGGUUGAAAUGAGCGGACCCAGUGAUGGCUAUGUGUCGUUUGCAUUUUCUCACGACCAGUGGAUGGGUGACGAUGACGCUUACUUGUGCAUCCGUGAGGACCAGACAGUAGAUAUACAGCCUUCCUACUUGACAGGGAGAAGUUAUCCUGUGAUGGACUCCAGGGGGACUCUGGAGGACAUGGCCUGGAGGCUGGCGGACGGCGUCAUACAGUGUUCAUUCAGAAGAAACAUCACCCUUCCUGAGGCUAAAAACAGAUUUGUGUUGAAUGAGAGCUACUACAUAUUCUUCGCAGAAGGCCCGUCUCACGACGGCCGAAUAUUUAGGCACUCUCAGCAACCUUUGAUAACCUAUGAAAAAUUCAACGUAACAGGCACUCCAAAGAGCGUAGGAGGGUCCCGCUCCUCACCCCUUUUGAAGGCACAUGGUGCCUUAAUGUUUGUGGCAUGGAUGACCAUGGUCAGCAUUGGAGUCCUGGUUGCCCGGUUCUUCAGAUCUGUUUGGUCGAAAGCUUUCUUCCUCAGGGAAGCAGCUUGGUUUCAGGUGCAUCGGAUGCUCAUGGUAGCUACCUCCUUGCUCACCUGCGUUGCUUUUGUUUUGCCGUUUGUGUACCGCGGAGGCUGGAGUUGGCGCGCAGGCUACCACCCGUACCUCGGUUGUACAGUGAUGACCUUAGCUGUCCUUCAGCCUCUGCUGGCAACCUUCAGACCACCUUUACACGACCCAAGGAGGCAAGUGUUUAACUGGACUCACUGGAGUGUGGGGACAGCCGCUAGAAUAAUAGCAGUGGCAGCAAUGUUCCUAGGAAUGGAUUUGCCAGGACUGAAUCUUCCCAGUCCACAGAAGACCUACGCAAUGAUGGGGUUUGUGGUCUGGCACAUCGGGACUGAGGUCAUUCUGGAGAUACAUGCUUACCGGCUCUCUAGAAAAGUUGAAAUACUGGACAACGAUAGGAUCCAGAUCCUUCAGUCACUAACUGUUGCAGAAGCAGAGGGUCAUGUUUUUAAGAAGGUGGUGUUGGCCGUUUACAUAUGUGGGAAUGUGACUUUUCUCUCGAUAUUCUUAUCUGCAAUCAACCACGUAUGAGCACAAAAAGACUUUUAUUUUUUAUUUUUUGUGGGCCUGGGUCAUGAUGAUCAUUAAAAUGAGGAGAGACCUGAAGCUUGUACCGACCACCUGCAGCACACACUAAGUCAGAAUUCCCAUGGGCAUCGCUAUCGAGGAAUGCUGAAGUCUGGGUUUCCUAGCUCACAUUCAAGUGGGCUAAGUAACCUGGGCCUUUAUGUGUAAUUCUGCAUCCUGAAGGGAACAUUGUACCUGAGAUGACAUGACUCUCAGCAUCUCAUGCCAGAUUUAAAACUGUAAACUGGAAUGGGUAGCAGAUGAAGACAAUUAUCUCAGGCAAUUAUCUCAGGGAAAAAAAAGAAAAAGAAAAAAAAAAAAAGAAAGAAAAGAAAAAAGAAAAAAAAAUGGAGAUUGUGUCUUUGGGAAUGAGACAGGUUUGGUGUAGCCCAGGCUGACCUCUAACCAGCUGUAUAACCAAAGAUAACCCUGAACCUCUGAUCUGCCUGCCUCUGUUUCCUGGGUGGCUUACAGGUGUGCAUCACUAUAUCUGGUUUUAAGGGAACUGUAAUUUUCAUGACGAUGCUGCUAUGGUACUUUAAAGACUACAUUUAUGCACACACACACACACACACACACACACACACACACACACACACCCCAAACAAAUAAAACCUACAAGAAAAAAACUAAACAUGUUUUCCGACCACCAGUUAGGAGAUUUUCUCUCUCCUUUGUGUUCAGUAUUUCUGUCUAAAGGUAGCUGUUGAUUUAUUCAGUGGGCAUUUCGUUAACAUGUAGUUAUAUUAUGGAUACUAUAUUUCCUUUAGCAGUUAAAUGCAGGUAGGUGCUCCUGAUUAGAGAUCUCAUUUAUUUUUCCUUUGUGGAGCUGAAACGACAUCUUAUGUCCUGUUUCAGCUGUGAGAUCAGUCCUUAGAGGAGCUAGAACAAAGCUGCGAAUCUCUUAGUUGUUAAACCCUCACCCUUGUGAACGGAUCCAGCAAGUGUUCUUGUCUCUUGAAGAUAGACUAACAUGGAUGGGUUCCUUUGGAAGGCAUCCCUGGUGCUCUAGUGACAGCACAGGCUGUGUGUUUCCUCCUACUGUCAUUUUCUAUCUCUGCUGUGAGGACUUACAGCCAGUGGGUGGCGCUGUAAUACCGGAGGACUCAUUUGUUCUGUUGCCACUAAGUGUUUUUAUUAUGGGACUAUUUCCUUACACCUACGCUCUGGAUUCUCUCUCUCUCUCUCUCUCUCUCUCUCUCUCUCUCUCUCUCUCUCUCUCGGGGUAAUAGGUGCUAGAAACUUUCUGACUUAACUUUUGUUUUCUUUGAUUAUUUAUAAUGACUGUUUGAUAUUUUCUUUUAUAUUUUUCUGACCCUGCUGCAAAUGAAGAUAAUUUUCUUAGGCAAAGGAAACAAGUAAAAUAAUUGGGAGAACAUAUUUUACUUUUCAGAUACUCUUUCAGCUGAUGAUAUCAUUUCUGCUUGGCCCCAGAACCCUAUCUUCAUCUCUGAGUAAUGACCCCACCUCCAUGCUUUUGUUUCUAACCAAUAAAGUGAAAACGUUCUGAUUUUCUCUACAUAGAUCUUAGCUAAAAAUAGCAUAGGGUUCAGGUAGGAAUUUCCUAUGCUCAUGGUCAAUGAAUGGCACAUUACGGUUUA